Molecule: messenger RNA, 2538 nt
Organism: Acanthosepion pharaonis
Lineage: Eukaryota; Metazoa; Mollusca; Cephalopoda; Sepiida; Sepiidae
Source: the annotation of a GenBank genome assembly
AUGUUUGGUUUUCAUCGCGUCUCACCUGCUAUCUUCUUUCGUCGCACAUCUGAGGCGCGCCGAUCUAUCUAUCUAUCUAUCUAUCUAUCUCAGAAUGUUCUAUCUAUCUAUCUAUCUAUCUAUCUAUCUAUCUACUGUUUCCUAUCUAUCUAUCUAUCUAUCUAUCUAUCUCAGAAUGUUCCUAUCUAUCUACGUCAGACUGUUCGUAUCUAUCUAUCUAUCUAUCUAUCUAUCUAUCUAUUCAUCUAUCUAUCUCAGAAUGUUCCUAUCUAUCUACCUCAGACUGUUCGUAUCUAUCUAUCUAUCUAUCUAUCUCACUGUGUUCAUAUCUAUCUAUCCAUUUCUAAGAUAUUUUUCAUCAGAGCCCCACAUAAUUCCAGGCUCCAAUGCUUUCAUGUCUCCUGUUCAUAUCUAUCUCUGUAUAUAUUCCUUCCUCACUACCUUCUUUCUCAGUCAAUUCAUAUCUAUCUAUCUAUCUAUCUAUCUAUCUAUCUAUCUAUCUAUCUAUCUAUCUAUCUCAGCCUGUUCAUAUCUGUUAAUCUAUCUCAGUCUGUACAUUAUCUAUCUAUCUAUCUAUCUAUCUAUCUAUCUAUCUAUCUAUCACAUUUUUUUCAUAUCUAUCUAUCUAUCUAUCUAUCUAUCUAUCUAUCUAUCUAUCUCACCGUGCUCAUAUCUAUCUAUCUAUUUAUCUAUCUAUCACACCUGUUCAUAUCUACCAAUCUAUCUAUCUCAGUCUGUUCAUUAUCUAUCUAUCUAUCUAUCUAUCUAUCUAAUUAUCACAUUUUGUUCAUAUCUAUCUAUCUAAUUAUCACAUUUUGUUCAUAUCUAUCUAUCUAUCUAUCUAUCUAUCACAUUUUGUUCAUAUCUAUCUAUCUAUCUAUCUAUCGAUCUAUCUAUCUAAUUAUCACAUUUUGUUCAUAUCUAUCUAUCUAUAUAUCUAUCGUUCUUUCCGUCCUUCCUUCCGCCCUCCCUCCCUUCCUUCAAAUGAACGUGUCAUUUUUCUUUCCCCGCCGUAUUUUUUUUGUCUUUCUUUUUCCUAAAACUCCCUCCCUCCCCCGCUCUCUCUCUCUCUCUCUCUCUCUCUGGCCCAUUCAACUUCUUCCCCACCCCAGACUUUUCAGCCAACGCCCCGUUCCUGCCCCAUUCUCCCUUAAUCUAUUCAAGAAUCAUGGUGCAUACUCCUACCACCAUUACCACCCUAAUUUCUCUCUUUCCAUCUCUAUCUAUCUCUUUCUUUCUCUCUUACUCGCUUACUAUUUUUCUCUGCACGCCUUGUACCUCUAUCUCUGUCAUUCCUCUCUCCUUCUCUCUCCCUCUCCUUCUUUGCUUUGCUUUUUUUUCUAUCAGUCACCUCUCGUCUUUCCCUCUUUCUAUGUGUCUCGCUCAUUUCUUUUUCCCCCUCUCUCUACCUACUUUACUCUCUUCUUUUCCUCUCUCUAUCUGUCCCUCUCUCUCCGUUUCCUCUCUCUACCUGCCUCACUGUCUUCGUUUCCCCUCUCUCUACCUACUUUACUCUCUUCUUUGCCUCUCUCUAUCUGUCCCUCUCUCUUUGUUUCCUCUCUCUACAUCCCUCACUAUCUUCUUUUCCCCUCUCUCUACCUACUUUACUCUCUUCUUUUCCUCUCUCUAUCUGUCCCUCUCUCUUCGUUUCCUCUCUCUACCUGCCUCACUAUCUUCUUUUCCCCUCUCUACCACUUACUCUCUUCUUUCCUCUCUCUAUCUGUCCCUCUCUCUUCGUUUCCUCUCUCUCUGCCUCCCUCACUGUCUUCGUUUCCCCUCUCUCUACCUACUUUACUCUCUUCUUGCCUCUCUCUAUCUGUCCCUCUCUCCGUUUCCUCUCUCUACCUGCCUCACUGUCUUCGUUUCCCCUCUCUCUACCUACUUUACUCUCUUCUUUGCCUCUCUCUAUCUGUCCCUCUCUCUCCGUUUCCUCUCUCUACCUGCCUCACUGUCUUCGUUUCCCCUCUCUCUACCUACUUUACUCUCUUCUUUGCCUCUCUCUAUCUGUCCCUCUCUCUUCGUUUCCUCUCUCUACCUGCCUCACUGUCUUCCCCCUCUCUCUACCUACUUUACUCUCUUCUUUGCCUCUCUCCUCUCUGUCCCUCUCUCUUUGUUUCCCUCUCUCUACAUCCCUCUAUCUUCUUUCCCCCUCUCUCUACCUACUUUACUCUCUUCUUUGCCUCUCUCUAUCUGUCCCUCUCUCUUCUUUUCCUCGCUUUAUCUGUCCUUCUCUCUUCUUUUCUUCUCUCUUUCUGCUUUACUCUCUUCUUUUCCUCUCUCUACCUGCCUCGAUCUCUACUUUCUCUCUCUACCUGCCUUACUCUCUUCUUUUCCCCUCUCUCUACUUGGCUCUCUUUCUUCUUUUCCUCUCUCUAUCUGCCCCACUCACUUCUUUCCCUCUCUCUACUUGCCUUACUCUCUUAUUUUCCUCACUCUACCUGCUUGGCUGUCUACUUCUAUCUCUCUUCCAUCUCUCGUUUAUUUCUCCUGUUUGUUAAGAUAUUUUCUCCCUACCCCCAAAUUUACGAAUCUUCUUGA